Molecule: messenger RNA, 1635 nt
Organism: Dipodomys ordii (Ord's kangaroo rat)
Lineage: Eukaryota; Metazoa; Chordata; Mammalia; Rodentia; Heteromyidae
Gene: Zp4
Product: zona pellucida glycoprotein 4
Exons: 12
Coding region: 1-1635 (544 amino acids)
Biological process (GO): prevention of polyspermy; binding of sperm to zona pellucida
Cellular component (GO): egg coat
Molecular function (GO): acrosin binding; structural constituent of egg coat
Source: RefSeq, a predicted model, not a curated record
AUGCAGUUGCUUUGGUUUAUCUUGCUCUGUCUUGCAUUGUCUCUUCCCAUGAGCGGCCAGCAUGUGCCAGAGUCAAUCGAUGAUUCUGUGAGGCUCCACUGUGGCCCACGCAGUUUUAGGCUCACUAUCAACCACAGCCACACAGCAGAGAGUCGGAUGCUAACAGCUUGGGACAAAUACGGGAUGGUGUACAGGCUGCAGAAUGACUCUGACUGUGGCAUCUGGGUGACGGAGGGCCCCAGUGGCUCCAUGGUGCUGGAAGCUGCCUACAGCGGCUGCCUCGUCAUUCCGUGGGGCUCCUCCUACACCCUGCUGGUGGAGGUGAAAGAGGCAGCUUUGGAUGGGCCCACACUGGCCAGAGAGAGGAAGGUGUUCCGGUGUCCCAGACCCAUGGGUGUGUCAGUCCAACAGGCUCUGGAGGCUCAUGUGUGCAAGUCGGUGACCACCUCACACAGGCUGCCUUGUGGGCCCUCGCCCAUCUCAAGAGAAAGCUGUGAGGAGCUGGGCUGUUGCUACAGCUCCAGAGAGGAAGGGGGCUCCUGUUACUAUGGAAACCAAGUGACCACACACUGUUCCCAGGAGGGUGGUUUCUCCAUCGCCGUGUCCAGGAACGUGGUGUCGCCUCCCCUGCGCUUGGAUUCAGUGCACCUGAUCCUCAGGAAUGAGAGUGGGUGUGGCCCUGUGGUGACCACGCCCAACUUUGUUUUCUUCCGGUUUCCCUUCACUUCCUGUGGGACCACAAGAAGGGUCGUUGGAGACCAGGCAGUGUAUGAAAAUGAGCUUGCAGCCACCAGGGAAGUGAGAGCAUGGGGCCACGCAUCCAUCACCCGAGACAGCGACUUCAGACUCCGAGUCAGCUGUAGCUACUCUGUGAACAGCGACAAACUCCCAGUUCACAUCCGGGUGUUCACGGUCUCACCACCGCCUCCUAAGACCCGGCCCGGACCCCUCACGAUGGAGCUCAGGAUUGCCAAGGAUAAAAGCUAUGGCUCGUACUAUUCCAUGCGUGACUACCCCGUGGUGAAGUCGCUUCGGGAUCCCAUUUAUGUGGAGGUGUCCAUCCUUCACAGGACGGACCCCCAGCUGGGGCUGAUCCUACAGCAGUGCUGGGCCACGCCCAGCCCCAAUCCCCGGCACAGGCGGCAGUGGCCCAUCCUGGUGAAAGGAUGCCCCUAUGCUGGAGACAACUAUCAGACACAGCAGAUCCCCGUCCAGGGGGCCACGCGCUUCCCCUCCCACCACCGGCGCUUCAGCAUCUCUACCUUCAGCUUCAUGAACUCUACCCAGGCGGGAAAGGCCCUGGGGGGUCAGGUGUACCUGCACUGCAGCACAACCGUCUGCCAGCCUGCAGGGGCCCCGUCCUGUGUGGUAUCCUGCCCUGUGUCCAGCCGAAGAGGAAAAUCUGGCCUCUAUUUUGAGAACAGUACUGCCAGCAUUUCUAGCAAUGGCCCCAUGAUUCUACUCCAGUCUGCUGUGGACCCGCCAGAAGAGCUGAAUAAAUACCCCAGCACGCCUGCAGAUUCCCCGGCUCUGUGGGUGGCAGGAAUUUCUGGCUCCCUGAUCAUCAUGGGGGCCUUGUGCGUGUCCUUCCUGGCUCUCAGAAAACAGACAAGCUACUGCAACCAGAUGUGUUAA